UUCGAACCUACGACCAAUCGGUUAACAGCCGACCGCUCUACCACUGAGCUACUGAGGAACAAUGGGAAAUUCUAUCUCAUAGAGUUCAAUUCCCGUUCUUAACCCAUGACCAAUACGAGCUCGAAGUUUUCUUCGUAACUUGUCGAACUUCUUCGCAGUGGCUCCGUUCCAUGCCUUAUUUCAUAGCGAACCUCAAAGUGGCCCUAUUUCAUUAUAUUCCAUCCAUAUACUAAUUCCAUUCAUUGAAUAUUCCUCUAUCUUUGGUGUCAUUGAGAUAAAAGAGAUGUCGUUUCUAGUCUUUCUAUUUCUAUAUAUAUAUAGAAAUAGAAAAGAAAAAAUUGAAAAAUUAUCAUAUAAUAAUCCAAAAAUUGCAAUAAUAAUCCAGAAAUUGCAAUAGAAAAGAAAAAAGAGGUUUGCGAUGAUUUUUCAAUCUUUUAUACUGGAUAAUCUAGUAUCCUUAUGCCUCAAGAUAAUUAAUUCGGUCAUUGUGGUCGGACUCUAUUAUGGAUUUAUGACCACAUUCUCCACAGGGCCCUCUUAUCUAUUCCUUCUUCGAGCUCACGUUAUGGAAGAAGGGACCGAGAAGAAAAUAUCAGCAACAACUGGGUUUAUUACGGGACAGCUCGUGAUGUUCAUAUCGAUCUAUUAUGCGCCUUUGCAUAUAGCAUUAGAUAGACCUCAUACAAUAACUGUCAUAACUCUACCGUAUCUUUUAUUAUAUUUCCUCGGCAAUAAUCAAAAAAACUUUUUGAAUUAUGUAUACAAGAAUCAAAAUUCAAUACGUCAUUUUAGUAUUCAAAGAAUAUUCUUUCAGAAUCUUUUUUUUCAGUUAUUAAACCCCUUUUUUUUACCAAGUUCAAUCUUAAUGAGAUUAGCGAACAUUUAUAUCUUUCAAUCAAACAAUAAACACUCAGAUUAUCACAAUACAAUGUCAGGACAUUAUGCAGGACAUUGUACUCUUUCAACAUUUGUUUAUCCAGAUUAG
Molecule: messenger RNA, 985 nt
Organism: Lotus japonicus
Lineage: Eukaryota; Viridiplantae; Streptophyta; Magnoliopsida; Fabales; Fabaceae
Product: protein TIC 214-like
Exons: 2
Coding region: 419-985 (188 amino acids)
Cellular component (GO): membrane
Source: RefSeq, a predicted model, not a curated record